ACAAUUUUAGCAUUGGCAACGAAAGAUCGAAAUAUAAGUUGGAGUCGGUGGGAGAGUUUAAAGGAACAGCUUAUAAUUCUAUGGAGUACAAUUUAAAUGCACCAUUUUCCAGUUUUGAUCAAGAUAGUGAUCAAAGUAAAGAUGGUAAUUGUGCUGAAGAUUGUGGAGCCUGGUGGCAUAAAUUUUGCACCCAUGCCCGCCUCAACGGAAAAUAUUUCAAUAGAGAAGUCGAUGAUGAUUCAAGUAUGAGCUGGUAUUGGUGGAUUUCUCUCAAAUCUGUCCAGAUGCUAAUCCGACAAAAAUAAAGUUGGACUUCAUUUCAAA
This is a messenger RNA of Drosophila willistoni, 324 nucleotides long. Its product is annotated as fibrinogen-like protein 1. The transcript has 2 exons. The coding region runs from base 81 to 305 and encodes 74 amino acids. Lineage: Eukaryota; Metazoa; Arthropoda; Insecta; Diptera; Drosophilidae. The record is from RefSeq and is a predicted model, not a curated record.